Molecule: messenger RNA, 8049 nt
Organism: Pocillopora meandrina
Lineage: Eukaryota; Metazoa; Cnidaria; Anthozoa; Scleractinia; Pocilloporidae
Source: the annotation of a GenBank genome assembly
AUGUCGACAGGUUUUGCGUUAUAUCCAAAUCGUGAUUUUACCCCGAGCGCUGUAGACAGUUGCGAAGUGAGGUUUGAGUCUCCGCGAUUGUCCUACUCUCAAACAAGUUUACUAACCGAUCCCCGCCGAGAGAUCGACGAAGAAAAAUCUCAUCAUUAUGAAGAUCCUACGGUUAUCAACGAACAAGUUCGUGUUUUACAAGGAGGAGGGAAUACAGGACAUCGAAAACGUUAUAACGAUAUGUACGAGCCGCAUAUACCACUGAAGAAUUUACGGGUCAGAUCGAGAGAUGAUUCAAGUUGUUCAGAACUGUCGGACACACCUUCAAAAGAAUCUUGUUUAAACCGUUGUAUUUUGUUUUUUGUUCUUCUUACUUCGGUGACGGCGUUAAUAUUGGUGGUACUUUUAAUGUUUGGCAAAGUUGGCCUUAUCGUCGAGCGAAAUUGCGCGUGUAACCCGGAAAAAGGAGACUUAAAAGGUAAGGGAAGCGACCACGUGCUCGAUGUGAAAAUGUCCUUGAUAACUUACGGCAGCUUGUAAGAGCAAGUGUCCCUUGAACAAAAAUGAAAAACUUCGGGGUACGUUCGAGGAUAGUUUCUUCUUAAUGCUUGUAGACGAUGAGACUACAGUGGUCUGGCAUUUUAAAUAAUGUAUGCUUAUUUUUAGUCAGCGAACGUACUAGAACUGUGAAGUGUAGCUUAAAGGCUGAUUACCAUAGAAAUCACCUCAGUGAACAUUCCAGGCGAGUCAAGCGUGCUGGACGACUAAUUGAUGUCUGUAAUCUAUCUUUUUUUGUUUUUGUUUUUUUUUUAAUCCCUUAUGGCUGGUUAUCAGUUAAGGAAACCAAAUCUUGGACAACAUUUUUAAGCACGGAACGUUACGUGUCAAUUACAGAUGAAUCGACGAUGUCGAAACUCAGCGGGAACAAUUGAGAUUUGUUAUGCCUAAGUGUUUUGCAACUUCACGCUGUCGUAAACAAAGGGAUUUUAACUUCAAAGAAUUUUACUUUAACCGAAACUAAACACUUCAAAAACAGAGAGCGUGCAUUUCGGUUUAAGGGUUCGCAAUAUCAUUUCACUCGAUCAAUGUUGACUUUGUACUCUUCGGACGAAUGGUGUGUCACGCCUUACUGAUUUCGAAUGUGUUUUGAUUGAGCGUCACAAUACAUCCACUUGAUUAUGUGAUUUACGCAGAAACAGAAAUCGUUCGCAUGCUUAUGCAAAUUUAGAUGAAAGUGAUCUAUAUCGGUUCUCAAUGUUAACCGUACACGUUUAUUUUCUCAAGCAAAAAAAAGUUCAUUUUAAAUCACAUUAUUUCUGACAGCGUUUUUUGGCUCAAUAAUUGUUUGCCAAGCAUUUAAUGGCUAUAUUCUACAAGGGACUGACUAGAUGGUUUUUAACUGAGUUACCAACAUUUGAGACAUUCUAGAAACACUAUUAAUAAUUAACAUUUUUCGUGUCAUGGUGCCAACUUCAACAAGUUUGAAAGAGCUUUGAAUUUGUGUUAGUUCCUAAAUUUAUCACUACUAACCGUUAACCAGUACGAGCCUCAGGUAAAAUUUCCGCACAGCCCCAUCCUACAUUAUGCAUUCAGUUCUUGAACAGAGGAAACAAUGACAAAAACAAUACAUUUCCAUUGGGAAAACAGAUUUGUUUUACAAUAGUAUGGGGCUGUGCGGAAACUUUACCCAAGCCUCAUUCUCUUUUCUCAUGUAAACCUGUUUGAACCAGGUAUGCAAAUCCAAAUUCAGCACUUAAAAAAAAUAAUUACUCAUAGAAAAAUUCCCACGGUCUUUUCACUAUGACCUAGAAUGUUUUGAAUUGGAAUGUAAUGUUUAGAAAAGGUGUUAUUCAAAAGUGAUAAUCUAUAUUGACAAAUAUUUUCAAUUUAUAACAGAGAGUUAUAUUGACGAUCUAAAUAUACCAGUACAUUAUGCUCCUACAUAGUAGUCUGCCUUAUACAGGGAUAUUUUAUUAGACAUUCUGAUAUUUUAUUCCAUUAAUAAGCAUUAAUUGUUCUUCUGGUACCUUUUGUUCACUUUGAGAGAUCAAAAGUAGCUGUUGGGUCUCAUACCAGUGUCUUUAUGGAAUUACUCUUUCUUGCUUGAAAAGUUGCUCCCCAAGCUUUCUUGGACCUCACCUCUUUGAGCUCUUUGCUAUUGCCAUCAAUCAACUGACAGCAUUUGUUCCCUUGGUUGUUUGAACUUAUUUCUAUGUACUUUAUGUGAUACUGACAAUGGAUCUUCUCCUCUUCUCAUUAGAAGUGCCAAGUGGGCAGGAAGUGAAAGGUGGUGCACCCUCAAGCACAAGUGAAGUGGGCCUGUCAGUUUCGCCACCUGAUAUCUCAUCACUGGAGGACAAGAUCGACCAACUUAAAGCCAAUAUCUCGAUGAUAAAAAAAUUUAUGGUACGAUAAGAAAUGCGACAGGUUAAUGAUAUGUACAUGUACCAAAACCAUUAAGGGAAGGAGCUCGGUGGGCACAGACAGGACCACUAAACUAAUGCAGGAAGAUUAAGAGGGUUGGUGGAUAAUUUGGUGUACUUAUCAGGGGCUCAAUAUGGGGUCAGUCAUGACUGAGAUUAAAAAAAACAAGCCAAAGCCUUGAAAAUGUUUGGUGAUAUAUGACAGGUUUCCCCAAAAAAUGUUGCUUGUUGGUUGAUCACAUUGUUAAACUGUCCAUAAUUGUUCUCUGACAUUCCUAUACUUGCUGCUACAUUCUGCUCUAACUUUUUUUUUUUUAUUUUGCACAUCUGACGGAACCUUUUUUGGCAGACAUUCCCAAAGUCAUGUUUACCAUAACUAUAACUUGAUAUCAGAUUUUGAAUUUCUACACCACUGUACAUGGUUAUUUUUUUAAUGAAUUAUUAUUUCAGGCAGUCACUAAAAACAAAUUGCAUGCCCUUGAUCUUUCCACAGAUAACUCUUCAGCACGAUCUUCACAAUACAAGAGGCAAUUUAAAUGACACCAGAGAUAAAGUCAGUGAGACAAAAGAUGGACUUUUGCAGAUAAAAAGUGGAAUGCAAGACUCUAUAGAUAAGGUAUACUAAAUUCGAUAUUUACUCAGCAUCUAAGAGGAUCAAAGAUUUUUUCCUACAUUUAGAAAAUAAGAGUAGUUUUUAAUUCAAUCACUACAGUUAGUUUUUACAAUUGUGCUUGGCUGCUAAAAUUUCAUUUCACCACUUGAAUAAAAAUAUAUCCCAAGCAACAGCCUUCAAAUCAAGGCUCUGGACACAGACUGCUUGAUUCAAAUUUAUAUUUGGUUGUUUUUAAUCUGCUUAUUUUGUAGCACAGUAAUAAAAAAAAACCCCACCUGCAUGUCUCCCCAAAAGUUCUAAUGGACAAAUUAAUUUUUUUACAGAUCAGUAACAUCAGUCAACAGCUUGAUAAAUCUGUUAGUGUUGUCAAUGAAAGUUUCCACCAUGAGCUGGUAUCUCUGGAGACGACUUUCAUCACAAAGGUAAGGCUUGUCUGCCAAGUACAAAUACAAUACAAAAUAAAUAUUUUGAAUAAUUGUAUUACCAUCAUUCCACAUAUUUCAGCUGGAAAAAAAAUUAAAUUCUGCCGUGGUUAAGAACAAUUUGAAAAGAUAUGUAGAUAUGAGUUCUGCUAUUACUUUGGGACUACUUUUGGCCAAUAAGUAAAAGAAAACUGAAUAAGCACAAUCAAAAAAGAAGACAAUUAUUGUUAAAAAUAUUUCCUCAAGAGUCAUUCCGUCCGAUCAAGGGUGAAGGAGAUAGAUAUCUGCAUGCAUAAUACAGACACCAUCAGCUGUUGAGAGUUUUAGACAUUCAUGUAUGUUCUAUAAUAAGUAAUUUAGUAUACAACAUAAUGUUUUCACCUAAUGUUUAGACUCCUCAUUUUGCAGUUAAACAACACAGUUCAAAGCCUGUCUGAUGCUGAUAGCUCCUUAAAAAGUUCUCUGGAUGUUAUUAAUAGCUCCUUAACCUCACACGUAAGUUAAAAACGCAUACUCAAUAAAUAUAGAAAUUCGUGAUAUGCUCAUUGGUUGAGAGCUAUGGCCAAUAAAUGAGGUUAAAUAUCAUAAAACAACGCAGAAAAAAUAUUCUCGUUAGAAUAAUUGCAAAUUUCUGAAAUAUGGACAGUGACGAAUUUCCGAAUUUAAACAUCGGUUUACCUGAGCAAUAUUUGAAAAAUAUUUUCCGGCUGUUCCUCGUGUACUACCUUUUUUUCUUACCCACAUUUCGACGUCAUCUGUGCGUCUGUUCAGUUAUGAGGGGGCUUAAGCACAAACGUUUUUGAGACGCCAACGGCAGUCGGAAUUUAAAAUUUCUCACUACUAAUGAUAAUUAAACUUUUCUGGGCAGUCAAGUUUGGCUUAAAUUGCUAAAACGACGACCACACUGUCGAUACACUGGCGUCAAAGUGUGUCAGUCACUUUUUUUUUUAAGUUUUACUCUUCAUCCAGUUGCCGGUUGCGUCUCAAAAGCGUCUCUACUUAAGUUCUCUAAUAGAUCACAGAUGACGUCAAGAAGCGGUCAAAGCAAAUAAAAUGGCUGAUUGUGUCACUGAUGGUUGCACUUGACUAUUUAUCUUGUAGAUUCAAAGCAUCAGCAAGUUACAAGGACCGAUAGGCUCCCCCGGAUUCAAUGGGUCCAAAGGUGUUCCAGGUGCUCCAGGUAACGAAGGGCCCAAGGGAAAUGCAGGUGCGCAAGGACCCCCGGGUCAGCAAGGUGACGCAGGGGACCCGGGAAGGAAUGGUACUGAUGGUGUUAAUGGCCAAAAGGGAGAUCUGGGACCACAGGGUGAUAAAGGACCACAAGGGCCUGUAGGACCCGCGGGACCUUCCGGACCCCCGGGCCCCAAAGGGCCUCCUGGAGCCGGGAACUUCAGUCAGUGUGCAUAUCGCUCUAAGGACCAAUCAUUUACAGCUAAUUCAUUCACGUCAGAAAGUGUUUCGUUAAUUGAACCGAAUGUAAGUACCCACUUUUUGAAACUUGUAUCAAUCGUAAAACCUUAUUGAUACAUAAUUUUCGUAUGACUUAAUUUUCGCAGUUGUCAAAAAUUUGCGAAAUAGAAGAAUCGCCUAAAGAAGGUUUUCGCGAUAUUCAUUACCCUGCUAUAUAACUCUUUAACCAACGUCAACGUCGGUUUACUGCGAAAUUGUCUGGACCAAUGUUCUCUAGUUAGGUUUUGGUGCGUGAGCUCCCUUCGUCUGAAUCAAUAUCAUAGCGCAAAUAGACGUUGUCAUGUACUUUUGUGGAGCUCUGCAUCGUUGCAAAAGAACUUGUCAAACUGUUUUUAGUCUCGUUUUGAUAUAAAACGGUUUUGGUCAGUGUAAUUGGAAACUAUUGUUAUGGAACAUUUAGAUCAGUUGUGCUAAUUCUGAGACUAAUUGUUCGUUAAUGCAGAUCAGUAUUUAAACAAUUUUCGCGAAAUUCAGGUCCAUUUGAUAUAAAUUUAUGGCCAAAUUGCAAUUAAAUUCCCGUGAAAUUUGCACGUUUCAUUUUCGUGAAAUCAAUUUCCCGUGAAAAUAACAAGCAACAAACGACUCGUACACUGAUCAAGUAAAUGAUUCACAGACAGGAAGAGUGGCCAACUUAUUAAUAGCAAAACGUUCUUUGAUAAUUAUAUAUUGAUUGUAAUGUUUCCUUUAACGUUUGAUCAUUUCACUUAAAGUCAUUUUAUUUUUCUUCUUCUUUUCUUUGCUAUUGUGUAUGUCGUUAUUAUCCCUUUUUUUUCUUAAUUGUUAAUAUCAUUUUUGCUAUUUUUAGGGUAAGAAGAUUCUGGGUGUCUCGUGUUCCACUAAUCGGGCAGCGGAAUACAAUUUAGACAUAGAGGAACUUACGGACCCCUCCUUCGCAGGGAAAUAUCGUUACCGUUGUACCUGCAAGGGGCUGUCUAAGCUGUUCACAGAUUCGACCAAUUCGGUGAAAUGCAUCCUGCACUACUGGGAGUGCCCAUUGACAACAUAAAUGAUAUCACAUAACCCUUAGAUUCACUGGUAUUAGCUAUAGAAGUAUAUUUUUGUUAUGUAAAUUCCAAAGUUUUCAAACUUCUCUGAUUGCCAUGGUCAGAUAUCUUUUGCCGUUCUGAACUUUCGAAGAAUACUUCUCAAGGGAGACUAAGCGUGAGCCAUAUCAUCGUCCAGAUAAUAUGGCUUUGACAAACUAAACGACAUCAGUGGUACGUAUGCGUAUGCGCAUGUAUGCGACUGUCGACGCGACUUUCUUAAUACAGCACACGGCUGGAAGAUCGCUUUAGUAUGAGUCUUCAAUCCUUUAGUUAAAAUUUUAGUGUCUUUCACUUUUAUCACUGCCUAGUGGCUUUUGUUUAAGAUAAACACAAUAGAAGAAUUGAAGGAAGCUUCAUUUCAAAUAAGAUUUACAGCUCAUAAGAAUUUGAAAAUACGAGUUUCGCAAUAUGAUAAAAAGAAAAAGCCUAGAUUAAGGCUUUAUUUUCCCAAAGAAAAAGAAGUUAAUUUCGGUUUUUAUCAUCAGUGAAAAUGGUUAAUCUGAAACGAGGAAUACUGUUUUCUUAUCAGUUUAAAGAGGAAGCUGUUAGGUAAUCGAAAGGAAAUAUAAUGUACAGUAACGUCGUUUUCGUUUUAAUCAUUCUCUUUUAACACCUUCAGAUCUUGACUUUAUUGUUUUUCGCUUUCUUAGUUUCAAUUUAUUUAUUUAUUGUUGUUUAUUUUAACGCUUUUAACUAAAUUGAACAAUGUGGAACAUAAAGUUUUGCAUACUAACGUACAUCAUGGAAAUCUCCCCAAGCAUUGGUGAGUCAUGACGUAACUUUUAAAGCAAUUGUGUUAUCAAUUGCGUUGUUAUUCAUGUGUUGCUAUUUAUAAAUGUUGAUUUACGGAAGUUCUAGUGGAGAUGUCAACCGAGUAUCAAAAGUAAUCUGUGUAAUCUCAAUCUCAAAAACCCACGCUUCCUUUUAAACCAAUCAAGUGUCUGUCCAAAUACUUCCAUUUUCCAGCGCUUCGAGCCUUUUGCUUUUCGUUGUGGUUGAUUCUUCGUGGACCUUUGCUCAGUUCUGAUUGUUCGCUGCAAUUACCUUAGAUUUGGUGUUACCAAACUCGAUCAAAAGUUGCUCUAGAUAUGCUUAUUAAUUCGUUAACACACGGUAAUGAAUUUACAAGCAUACUUUUUCUCACUUGAUGUUUUUUGCGUUUUUAUCUGCAACUUGUUUACAAGGUACUUAGACUGUAUGCAGGCAUACAUGCUGAGGAGCAAUUUUUAUUCGCGUAUUUUACUUAAGUUUAUAGUAAAUGUGUAUACUAAAACAUUAAGUACAUUUAUUAGAUGACACAACCACUUUAAGAUUAUCUCUUAAGCCGAUUCAACGUAGUCAGCGUAAGAAAACUCGAUAAUCUGCUUUGGUUAGUUUGUUAGUUUUAACAGAUAUAAUGUUUUAUCGGCCUAAAUGUCAACUAGGAGUUUUAUUUGAAUUCGAAUUUUAUCAGAGGAUGUAUUUUUGAACACAAAGAGGUCCGUAGCAUUCUUUAGUUAGGAACUCAGAAGCAUCUUUUGUGGUUACAGUUUCCAUUAACAAAUUGUAUAGAGUACUUUAAUGUGCGUGGUAUGCAAGCUCCUUUUUUACAACACGAAUCUCUGUAGAUGCAGCAAUGCAGACAAACUCCAGAAUAGACGAACAUACUUACAAAAACAAAACACGUGUUAAAAACGGUUUUUCUUUUUACAUUGGAAACUGAACUAUUUUACGCAGGUUUCUGAAAAGCAAGGGGAUGCUUAGAAGGUACCCCAGAGGUGUUUGUAUAUAGAGAAUAUGUUAUCGAAUUGAGAUCGUUUAGUUAGCUAUGAAGUUUAACAUUUGUAGAAACAGUUCACAAGGGCUAUUAGGAUAUAAUUCAUAAGUCCUGUUUAGAUACCUUGUAAAAAUAGACUUAAGUGUCUGAGUAUGUACAUAGAGGUAGAAUUGAAUAGUUUUCUGUUAUAUUAAAAUUUUAGUUGAAAAUAAAGAAAGAAAUGACUGAACGAUUCGUGUGUAUUAGUUAGUGACUAGUAACUAGCUACAGUAUGCAAAUUCUCCAUUAUGUUCUUUAUACGUUUGUGGAAGGUCCUGCC